CCCAAUCCCACUGAGAGGAGAGGCAGUAGUAGCGCGACGGGUGCAGUGCACAGCAUCCUAGGCCUAAAAAACGACAUGAUGGACCGAUACUUUUUUCCUUUCCCUGAAAUACAUCUUCCAGGAUUUAUGAGUCAUUGUGCUGCUUGCGGGAAGUGGAUCCUGGUCCUGAUGCUUAUGGCGGUUGGAUUACGCCGAUGAGUCAGUGUAGUGUGAAGAGUAACAGCGAUGGCAUCAUCAACUGAGUGGCUUUGUCGGUAGGUGAGCUGUAACAAGAGAGGUGGCAGGAAUACAGUAUGUGGUGGCAGGGUAUAUUCACCUGAAAAUGAUUUGAUGUGGAAAACUAAUUGACUAAGAUGACACUCACAGAUCUACCCAACAUACUGGAAUCUGCUGUGUAUCAAAAUGCUAAACUGAAUUAUAUCUCUGUUCAAAUCAAGCUCAACUCUUCCUGUAAACAAUGUAAUUCCACAUACAUCAGUGCACCUCAAGAGCCCUGGAACAAUCAAAUAGAAUCCACUCAUAUGUUUGAUACUGCAUCUAUACACAAGCCCAGAUAUAACACAAUCGAAAUGGAGUACCCAUUUACAAGGGCUGACAGAUAUGUAGCCAACCCAGAUGUUGCUUGGAAUGUUUUAGCACAACAGAAAAGGCACAGAAUGCACCGUUUUUCAUCACCAGAUCUUUAUAACAUGCAAGUAACCCCUCAAAUUGUGACUGCUGAAAUUGCUGGUGAAGUUGCACUUAGGAGAAGAACAAGAUCAAGAAGUGCUUCAAGAGUCCAGACCAACUUCGUUCCAUUAAUAACAGAUGGCUCCCCUCCUGUGGUCAGAAGAAAUCAGGAUUUUCAAAGGUCUCCAAAACAUUCUCAGUGGAGACCAGAAGUAUCAGGCAAAGAUUCAUUUUAUGGGCCAGCUUGUACUCUCGUUAAUGAGGUGCAUCCCAUCAAAUUGCAACCCCAGAGGACUGAUGCCAUCAGCCAAUCCCCUAUUUAUAUGCAUGAAAGUUUGGAUGAGGGAAGGCCUGUUAAACUUGCCACUAGUCCUCAUGUAAGAUGUAGAGUUGACAUUAAGCCUGAUGAAGCAGCUUUGCAGCAGCAUAGUCAAAAGUCAUCCAUUUCAAGGGUAGACAUGCAAUCGCAGAGGUAUACCAGUAGUGCCAGUCAGAGUCUUUCAGUACCCCCCCAUGUCUCCACCUCAAGAACGCCCACUCCCACUGAAUAUUUCAAAGGUGACUAUACACCUGCCUACCAGUAUUCUCAAAGUAUGCCAACCAGUUACAUGCUGCCAUUAAAUACCCCAUCACAAAGGAUACCUUCUCAAUGGGAGAUAAGACACUAUGGAAGGGAGAGAAGAGCUAAGUCUACCCCCAAUGUGCCAACAAGAUUUUCCAACGCAGACAACUUGGGGAAGUAUGAAUCUUCACCCCCCAAAAGAACUUACUAUCAGGAUGAAUAUUUUACCAUUCCAAGCCAAGCCUACUCUCCUAAAGUUCAUUAUUUCCAGGAUAAAAAAACUCAUGUGGUUCAUACCAUACCUGACAGGCCAUAUUUCACAGAAGGAGAUCUUUAUCAUACUGAGCCAGCACAGUACAUAAUACAGACACCCCCUGCAAGAACCUUAAUUGGGGAUGACCCUAGGACACAUCAAGUUCAAACAGUUCCUCCCAGGAUUUUCUAUGUAGGUGAUCCCUAUGUACCUCCAAUAGAAACUUACAUUCCUGCUCAAGUAUACUACACAGAAGACAGGCGUCAUGCACACAUGGUUCAGCCAAAAUCACAUGAUUUGUAUGGCUCAGAUGUGUCUGGCUAUUCCACUCCCUAUCCUUCAUACACACCUCAAGCUACAUUAGCAAAAGUUAGACAAGAGCCCAUACUUACCCCUUGGUACAGUAACUUGUGUAUGGAGCCAACAAGAACAGUCAGUGACCCACGGUCUCACUCAAGAUCUUGGGACAAUAUCCUUGAAACUCAUGUAGCACGGGAACAACCAGUGUCUCAUGGGAAAAGUGAUGAGAAUCUUUUAUGUCAAAGGAAACAAACUUUGUCAGUAAAUGACAGACCAAAACCUGUGGUUGUUAAUCUUUCAAGUUCACCUAGACGUUAUGCGGCUUUAUCUUUAUCUGAUAAUUCUUUGAUUGACAAAAGUCCGGUUGAUACUAAAGGAACCUCAAGCAAACAGUGGUAUGUCACUCCUGAAAUCACUAUCACAGAUAAUGAUAUCAAACCUGGCAAAGGCUAUAAGGCAGAGGCACGCUCAGCCAGUUGGGAUGUGCUUGAUUCAAAAAGAGCUCCAGCUGAAGACGCCUCUUACCAUGAGACAAGGUCCGUUCCAACUAAAGAAAAACCAUAUCAUAGUACCUCGCUCCAACAAAGUUUAGAACAACUUGACAAGCUUUUAGCUGACCUGGUUAUUGAUUAUAAACCACCCACUAGUAUACAGGCCAAUGAAGACUUGAUGGAUCAACUCAAAAGUCUUAUUGAUAAAGAGGCAGUAACAUCAGGAAGAAGGAAUUCAAAGGCAGCAUAUGAGAGUAGCAUAUCCCUUGACAAACCAUCAACCUCCAUAACAAUAGAUCCUCACACCAUUAGAGACACUGAGGGGAGAUGCGAUGGUCUGCAAACUAAUGAGGAGUGCUCCCCUGACCAGAGUCCAGAUGAGGAUGAAACAAUGAUGUGUUCUAACAAUAAGUGCCGUCGGACAGAGACAUUGUUUAAUGCUUGCCUUUACUUUAAAUCGUGUCACAGCUGUUACACAUACUAUUGCUCUCGCAACUGCCGCAGGGAGGACUGGGUUAUUCACAAGGAGAGCUGUUUGUAUGGCAGGAUUAACAGUGUAUGUCGCCACAUAAUUAAAUAUUGCAGAGAAACUGCAGAGGUCCACAAAGCUUUCUCACGUAUAGCCAAAGUGGGAUACCUGUCCCGAGGAAGAGGUGUACUGUUUUUGAGCUUUCCAAACCCAGGAUCGUCAACAAACUUUCUUCAGUAUGGCCUAGAAAGCCUCCUGAUGUCACCAACAUAUCUGUCUAUACGUGAACUAGAUAGUUACAUGGAUAACCUUGGAGAUUAUUGCAAGGAGCUGCAGGAAGCAGGUAAGGAAUACGACCCCAAUGAAUGUUUUCUCUUGAACGUAUCCAUUGCUGUUGGCGAACAAGUGCCUGAGAGAUCACCACCAAGGGUUAAAGCCCCAACAGUUAGGAAGUAUGCCAAGGUUGCUUUAGCUUCUUACAGCCCAGAAAGAAAUGUCCAAGGGAAAGAACGUGAAAUGGAGACUUUGAUUCUCACUCCACCACCAGGUACAGCUGACAUUGACAAGGAAGGUGAAGAGGGGAGAAAAGCAAGAGAGAUUUGUUUCAUCAACAUUCAACGGGAGCUAAGAAUUCGGGGGGUGUUCCUCCGCCAUGAGUACCCCCAUGUGUAUCAGAAACUCUGUGAGUUUGUGGAGAACAACAGAAGGUUUACUCCUACCAGUAUUUAUCCUAUUGACAAAAGAACUGGAAAACAGUUCAUGUGCAUGAUAAUGGCAGCCUCUGAGCCACGGACUUUGGAUUGGGUUGCCACCCCUCAUCUUUUAGAUGAUAUUAUUUAAACAUAUACAGCUUUUAGGUAUAUAAAAUGACAUAUAUUUAUUUAUUUACUUAUUGUUAUAGUUAUGUACUACAGAUGAAAAUACAUAUAUCAAGUAUAUUAUAACUGUUUAUAUGUAUUUUGUUAUUUAAAAACAUGCAUUAAUGGAUCUAUUACAUAGUAUUAUAUUGUUAAAAGAGGAAAACAGAAAUUAUUUAUAGAAAUUUUGCUAUAAUGGUUUAGAAAAGUAUUUUCGGAAUGGUUAAUGACAGCUUACCAAUCCGUGGUACCAGCAGAGAGUCACUAAAUCAUUCAUUCUCAUUCAGAUUCUUGCGUUGAUCAUAGGACAGUUAGUAUAUAAUGAUUAUUUGAGUCAUUGGGUACAAUUAAAGAAAAAUAAUGUUAACAAUGUUUAAUCAGUCCCACCAAAACAAAUUAAAAUAAUACAAUGUGGUAAAAUCAAAUACUUCUUUAGAUAGAUAACUUUAUAGAUAGAUAAAUAAAUUAACAGAGAGACAAAAAGGCAGACAAACUAUAUGGCCAAAAGUAUGGAGACACCCAGAUAUCAUACCUUUAUAUGCCUCUUAGAAAAUCCUUUUCUGAAUCUAUGAACAUGAAAUGCAGCUGGUCUCGUCUUGGGAGUAUAACAGGCUAUACCUUUCUGGGAGAUUUCCUAGAAGAUUUUCUUGGUAGUGGUUCUAUGGGACAUUGUGCCCAUUCAGUCAAAAAUGCAUUCAUGUGGUCAGAUACUGAUUGUGGACAAGACUGGAAAUCAACAUUUCAGUUCGAAAUCAGAUUUUUUUUUACUUUACUUUGUUCACAUGAUCAUUAUCAUGCUGAACUGAAAAGGGCAUUCCCCAAACUCCUGCCACAAUGUUGAAAACAUGCUAAUUACUGCUACUUACCCACAUUAACAAGUGGUAGCAGUAGUUUUGAUGUUAGGCUUCUGAUUGCCUUCGGAGAUAUAGCACUACUUAGCUGUCAUUGCUCGAGCCUUAAGCAAAGGCCUUAUCCUUCAACUUGUUCAAGGCGUAUGAAUAAAAAUAUAUGUAAGUUGUGCUGGAUAAGGGCAUCUGCCAAGUGGUGUAAAUGUACAUUACCCUUUAGUGGAACUAGGAGGCCUACUUCAAACCUCUUCUUGGAUAAUAGGGAUCCCCAUGACAUGGCCACAUUUGAAGUUACUGAGAUCUUUAGUUGAAAACUGCCAUUCUACUGCCAGUGUUUGUCUAUGGAGAUUUCAUUUUAUGCACCUGUUAGCAACCAGGUGUGGUUAAAUCACCUGAACUUCAUUAUUAUAAGGGGUGUUAUGUAAGUGAUGUACUUUUGGCCAUAUAGUGUAAAUAAAUAGAUUUGGUGUUUUCCAGUCCUACUGAACCUUUGCACUUGACAUUGGAUAGCGAUGUACUUGGAACUUAAAAAAUGCAACAAAAAAGAAAAUAAAAAAAAUGCGUAGAGACAGUUUUUAGAAGCUAAAAAUGUUCUCUACCAAUGGUGACAAUGGUUCUUUUUAAAAAAUUGUUUUAUAAAAAAUAUUGAGCCAUUUUAGACUUGAAAACAAUUAAAGUGAAAAAAAAAAAAAAUCACAUUGGUUAAACCAAUAAUUGUGCUUUAAAUAGUGUGUUCCUAUGCUUCUGUUUCAGACACUGCGAAAUGACUUUAUUGCAUGUUGUGAACAUGAUGCCCUUGUAAUCAAUAACUAGACUUUAAAAUAUCUUGAAACAAUAAUGAUUAUCAUUGGCAUGCUGAGUUAAGUGGUCCAACUAAAAUUAAAUUAGUACAUUUGUGUGUUUUACAUUUAUUUUUAUCCUGAUACAUUGAAAUAUGUGUGUUUUAAAUAUCAUAUGUGUGUGAAAGUUUUCGGUUGCCAGGGAAUAUUUAUUGAGAGCUGGACUUUAUUAUGACAUUUUGCUGCUCCAAGCUAUUUAAACACUGUGUCAUUGACAUCUGUGAGAUUAAAAUGUUACCAUUGUGUGGAA
This is a messenger RNA of Silurus meridionalis, 5538 nucleotides long. RefSeq names its product apical junction component 1 homolog (gene ajm1). Gene Ontology annotation, biological process: cell-cell junction organization. The transcript is spliced from 3 exons. Gene Ontology annotation, cellular component: apical junction complex; plasma membrane. The coding region runs from base 354 to 3584 and encodes 1076 amino acids. NCBI's taxonomy places the organism in Eukaryota, Metazoa, Chordata, Actinopteri, Siluriformes, Siluridae. The record is from RefSeq and is a predicted model, not a curated record.